GGUGGACUUGAUCACUAUCAAAAUUCACAAUAUUCAAUAUUCACAUUUCACCGUGUCACUGUUGAGUCUCCGAUUACUUUGAUAGUUUGAUCUGUUUACCAAAAUUUAGGUACUGCAUUCUAUCCGGUAUUCGACUCGGAUUAUAUAUGUUAGCAUUAUUCUUCCAGUAGUGUCGUUGAAAUUUAUCGCUUCAUCGCGUUGUUUACAUUGUUACUGCUAAGAAAUAAAUCUGAAAAUCAUGAACGACAAUGAACUUGAACUCAAGAAUACUACACAAAAGUCUAAUCAACUGUUACAAAAUAUACAGACUAGUGCUGUAGGGCCAGGCAGAGUUGCUCCACCAAUUACCAUAACUUCUCCACCUCCUCUAAUAACAAAUCCUAAUAAUCCUCCCAACUUAGGUGUGCCGAGAAUCCAGAGAAGAAUUAUGCCAUCACAAUAUGCUAUGCCUAAUAUAAAUACGUAUGGUGGAGCAUACAAUAACUAUCCAUAUAGAGGCAUGACAAGUAUGAACAUGGGUGGAUUCAAUCCUUAUGGUGCAUAUGGGCAACCAACAAAUGGUCAAUAUCAAGAUCCAACUGUUAUUGCAGCAGCUGAAAGUUCUCGUCCAGCUUUUGAAUCAAUACAGGCUGUUGUUCAAUCGUUUAACUCAGUCAGUAUGAUGUUGGAAUCUACAUUUACUGCGAUGCACAUGUCUUUUCAAGCAUUAUUAGGUGUAGCUGAGAACUUUACUCGUCUAAAAACGUUUAUGAUGAAAUUAUAUUCAACUAUUGUAUCAUUCAAAUUAGCCCGUUGGUUUUUAACAAAACUUUUUUAUCUUUUAAGAAUGGUAAGAGGAGGUAAAGGAACAAAUACUGAAGAAGAUUUGUGGACAGCUUUAUCAUCAACAGAUCAUAAAGAAAUAAUUCCCUCCGAUGGACGAUCUUGGCCAUUAGUAGUUUUUUCUGGACUUUUAGUUGCUACACCAUAUUUUGUAUACAAAUUACUCAAUUCAGUAACACCUGUACCUAAUUCAACUCCAACUAACUCUAGUGUCGUUAACACUCUACCUUCAAACAUGACGGUUGGUGUUGCACAAUAUGAUUGGAGUAGUACGGAUCCAAAAACCAUUCCUUUGGUAAAAGGAAAGUCUUAUUUGACAUCUCAAGAACAUUUAGCAUCAGCUAGACAAACUGGAUGGCUCCUAGUUGAUAACUUUGAUAGGAAACAAGGAUAUGUACCUUUGAAUGCUUUUCAGACACGCCAACUUGAUAAUCGACCCGUAGUGUCUAAGGUACAAACUAUACCAAAUCCAAGUUCUGAUGUUGCACCAUCAAAUUCAGUUUCUGGACUAGUAAAACCUAAAUUAUCAACUCCAAUUACUGAUGUUCAUGGUAACCCAAUAACUUUACCACAUCCAUUGGUGGAUUGUGAUAAAUCUAACAUUGGUAAGCAGUGAUACUAAAAAAAAUAUUAUUUUAUUAUUAUUAGUUAUAUCUUUGUUAUGUGGUCUGACAAUGUCAUACAUGUAUUGUAAAAAAAAUGUUAUAAAAAAACUUGAUACAUUAAUAGGAAUUUGCUAUAAUGUUUAAGUAGACAUACAAUUUAUAUGGGUAAUGUUUUUUUUUUUUGUUAUUUUAAGAUUUUACUGUUAUCAUGUCUGAAACAUAUUAAACUCAACAAUGGUAUAAAUGUGUUACCAUAAUGUUUAGUAGUUCCACAUUAUACUUGUAAUUAUUUUUUUAUUUAACAUUUAGACAUUCAUUCCGUAUUUAUUUUUAUGGGAGUAGAUAAAUUGUAAUAAGACUCGUUUUAAAUUUAAAACUCAAAUAUUGUAAUUAUUAUUUUUUAGUACUAAAGAAAACGUUGUUGAUAAAUUUUAUUAUUAUAUCAUAUUUAUAUGUAUAUCAACAUUUUGAAAGAUAGAAUAUUAUUGAACUAUAAUAUUAUGUUGCUAUGUUACAUUUAUGCUUUUUAAUUUUUAUCGUGUAACAUUUUAAUACUAAUUUGUAUGUUAUACAAACUAUACAAAUUAAUUUUUAUUUUUAUUAAGACAAUUUUUUUAUAAACUACAAGUAUUGAUAUUUUGAAAAUAAUUAAAAAGAUUACCGAAUCCAAGUUUUAAUAA
Molecule: messenger RNA, 2107 nt
Organism: Rhopalosiphum padi (bird cherry-oat aphid)
Lineage: Eukaryota; Metazoa; Arthropoda; Insecta; Hemiptera; Aphididae
Gene: Pex13
Product: peroxisomal membrane protein PEX13
Exons: 6
Coding region: 239-1438 (399 amino acids)
Biological process (GO): protein import into peroxisome matrix, docking
Cellular component (GO): peroxisomal importomer complex; peroxisomal membrane; peroxisome
Molecular function (GO): protein binding
Source: RefSeq, a predicted model, not a curated record